AUGGACCAAGUAGUGCUGAAAGCCUUCCCAGGCCUGCAUGAUUCGUCCAGUGCUCCUGGAGCUGUCCCCGCUCAGUCAGAGCCCGGGUACCGCGUUCCGGGAGGGUUCAGGGAGCUCCACCCUAGAGCUGCCCCACUCACAGAGCAAGCCCGAGCAGCCCUGGAAUCUCGCCCCACCCCUGCCUCUCGCCAGGUCUGCAGAAGCCGGGCUUGUCCUCACCUGGAGCAUUCAGCACAGCUGAGCGAGAAGGAAAGUGGCAGCGCCAGUGCCAGCCAUCCCUGCCACGACUCAGACUCAGCCACUACACCGCCUGGAGCAGAGUGGGACACCGGGGCCCCCAGCUUUCUCUCUUCACAUCCUGGAUUUCUGCUGCAGCUCCCUUUACACUUUCAGAGAGGACACCAGAGCACUGGUCCAACCAGAUCAAGAAUUUCUCUGGUGCCUGGUAAACAAGGGGCACUCAGUCCUCAGAUGCAGUGGAUCCCUGUGGGAAGAGAUGUAAGAGUAAAAUCAAUUAAACCCCAUGUCACUGAGCCAUUCACACCUGAGCCUAUCUUCCUUUAUAAGGGAUUAAUACACUUCACUCUGACGUUGGCCACAUUUCCCUUCUUCUGCCAGUGGACUUCAGUUCAAAUUUCAGUUAUGAAAGAUGUGCAUUACAGCAUCCAGUAUCUAUUUCGGUAUGAGCUCCUGGACAUAAUUAGUCAACAACCCCUUUUUGUGGACGGCAGCUGUCAGGGUGCUGCUGGAGGUGUUAGAGAUGACUCAAUUACUGCAAUUGUCAACUCCUUCAACCUUCUUUUUCCAUCCACUAUGAGCAGAUCAACUCUGUUGCUCAUUUGUGUGGCUUUCUGUAGCAUUCUCUUCCUCACCUGGACUCCAGGAUGUCAAGCUUUCCCAAAGGUGGAAAGGAGGGAGACAGCGCAUGCAUCUGCAGAAAAAGAGCAGACCCAGAAGAUGAACACAGAUGACCAAGAAAACAUCUCCUUUGCUCCAAAGUACAUGCCACAACAGAUGUCCUCUGAAGUUCCAAUGGUACUGUCUGCAGGACCUUCAGUGACACCAUUACAUAAAGUAUUCUCUGUCAACAAAGAGAGCCAACUUCCAGGAGCUGGGCUUCUGCAUCCUACCAGCCCUGGCAUUGACUCUCCCAGUGAGCCAGUGGUCUCAGCCAGUGAACAAGAGCAUGGUCCCAGCCAGCUUGAAAGAAUGUCUCCUGAGCACAGCCUUUCCAGGGCCAUGUUUACUGUUGCUGUAUCUUCACCAGCUUCUCUGAAUCCUGACCAGGGGGGACCCUACAGCAAUUUGAGCACCCAGCCUAUUGUAGAAGCUGUCACAGAUGGAACACAUGGUUUCCUGGAGUAUGUAGAUAACCAGUUGUUUGCAACUGAAAGUCAGGAAGCAGUUAGCUUAGGGAAUUUACCUUCUUCCUCUGUAAAUACCAAAGAACCUGAGAAAAUCAGAGCAGAUGCAGCCAGGAUUACCACUGCCUUUCCUGGUGUUGAUUCCACAAGAGACACAGAGCCUGAUAGGAAGAGGCCCUCAGAGAUGGCAACUGAUGAUGCCCAGACCACUACCACCAAGUAUUUGGUGACAGUCCCCAAGAAUGUCCUGACUAUUGAGCCAACAGCUGGCAGAAUUCUGGAAGACCCUAAGGUCACAGUGAGUGCCACCACACCUGGCCCAGUCUCUUCUGUCUUCAGUGAGGAGUGGGAUGACACCAAAUUUGAGAGCAUAAGUCGGGGGAUGCCCCCAGAGCCAGGAGACAAUGCAGAAACUCAAGUGAGAACAGAACCCCCACAUGGAACCUAUGGGAGCUUUGAGGAGACUAAGGAGAGCCCCACUUCCACAGAGGUCACAAAGGUGGCUCCAGGGCUCCCAGGAGGAGAAACAGCCUUGGGAACAGCCCUGGAAACUGCACUGGGAGAUGAAAGGUCAACAGUCUUCAGCUAUCAAAUUUCCUUCCCUCCCACAAGUCUGGCAGAAGACCCUGAAGUUUCCACUAUGAAGCUGAUCUCAAGUGCAGGAGGCUUCACAGCAUCCACUCAGGGGGACAGGACCCAGCUCUCCUCAGAGACUGCAGUUUCUACCUCUCAAUAUGAGCCUGUGUCACAGCAGGAAGCAGGAAAUGUGGUAAAAGUUAUGAGACGAAUGUAA
This is a messenger RNA of Arvicanthis niloticus (Nile rat), 2157 nucleotides long. NCBI's taxonomy places the organism in Eukaryota, Metazoa, Chordata, Mammalia, Rodentia, Muridae. The record is from RefSeq and is a predicted model, not a curated record.